UAUUAAUGAGGAUGUUGCCAGGACCCAUGGGCCUGAGCUAUAGGGAGCUGUUGAGCAGGCUAUGACUUUAUUCCUUGGAGCACAGUAGGAUGAGGGGUGAUCUUAUAGAGGUGUACAAAAUUGUGAGAUGAAUAGAUUGGGUAAAUGCAGUGUCUCUUGCCUAGAGCAGGGGAAUUGAGGACCCGAGGACAUAGGUUUAAGGUGAGAGGGAAAAGAUUUGAAAGGAACCUGAGGGGUAACUUUUUUACACAAAGGGUGGUGGGUAUAUUGAUGGAGGUACUGGAAGUAGUAGAAGGUACUAUCGCAGUGUUUAAGAAACAUUUAGAUUGAUACAUGGAUAGGAUAGGCCGAGGGAUAAGGGCCAAACGCAGGCAGGUGGGUCUAGUGCAGGUCGGUGUGGGCAAUUUGGGCUGAUACCGAGUCAGGGGAUAUGGGGAGAAGGCAGGAACGGGGUACUGAUUGGGGAUGAUCAGCCAUGAUCACAUUGAAUGGCGGUGCUGGCUCGAAGGGCCGAAUGGCCUACUCCUGCACCGAUUGUCUAUUGUCUAUUGCCUAUUACCACGCUGUAUGACUCUAUGACUCAGAUGUUGCUUUAUCUCUCGCUGAUUCUAUGACCAAUCUGCGUUCCUUUAAGGUUCAACCAGCUUGUGAGUUUGCAGCUUUGUGUUGGCUUUGGAGGACAAAUGCUUUCACCUUUGUGAUCUCUCUGCCAGUGAACCCCAGUCACACGUUCAGUGAAGCAGGAAGCAGGCAGCUCGCCUGGCCACACCGAGUCUCACAGACUGCGAUCUCAUCCAUAAACAACAGAGAUGCGGGCAGGUGAUUGAUUUCCCUCCUGGACGUCACUUCAGUGACAAAGUGGACCCGAGCUUUGCCGGAUCUGUGAGUGAAACACUGACUGCUUGAGUCCAGAUGACAGGUUGACAUCCUUUACUGUGACAACCAGAAAAAAAAUCACAGUGAUCAGAGAAAGGAAUUUAGAGGCAUCGUUGCAAGAUGUUGCCAAUGACGUCAUUUCCGGUUAGCGGCAUGCUGGCGCUGAGUGCGUCAUUUCCGGUUUGUGGCAAGAAGCGAGAGGGUGACGUCAAGAUAGCACCGAGUGCAGGCGCCGUUGAAUAAUUCAAGAGAGCUGACUGCUGUCUAUGAGAACCCUGACUGAGAGAAAAUAAAAGAGGAAGCAAUGGGUCCUUUGAUUUGCAACAAUCUUGAGUUCAGUCCGGGAGCAUCUUAACUUGCAAAACAGGUAAAUAUUUCAUCUGGCCACGUUAUUUUUCAUGCCCAUCAGAAGAUUGUUCAACUUCAAAGCUGAUUUAAACCUGCACACAGAAGCUCUGCUCCUGUAAAUGUUUUUCUAAGAAAGGGGAUUUUUAUUCAUACACGCCUGUCAGAAUAAUUCAACUUUGACAGCUACGAAUACAAUGGUGAGCGAUGGUUCCAGACGGCAGAAAUUAAAUGUUGUUACAGUCUGAGACAGGAUCUUGCCUCAUUUGAAAUGAGGGAAAUGCUCAAAGCUGGAAAGCGUUCACGUCAGUCUGGAAAUUGGAGCCUUUCAGGAGUAGCUCCCGAAACAGUCAUCAACGGUCAAAGAAACAACAAUGCAUCUGACAGCAGAAUAUUGUGAAAACUCCAGUGUGUUGGCAACUCAUUAGACCAGGAGCAUGCACGGUGAAUAGAAAACUGCAAUAUAUACUGAAAACACCUAUUGUGAAUGGAUAACAUGGCUCUACAAGCAAGUAUGAAUUGUGAAUGCAGAACAAUAACAGAUACCGAUACAUCAAAGCCCCUUCCAUGAUAGUGAAGUGUUUCGGAGUAUUCUGAGGAACAAAAGAAGAUGAGUGAUGAGCAGCAGUCCAGUGUCCAUGACUCAGAGGUGGCUCCGGAAAACGCUGAGGAUCUCCAAGAGCAAACUGCAAAUCCUGAAGCAUCAUUGUUGAAGAGUCCUAGUGAGGAAUCUGAGAGUUCUACCUCUUCUGGGAGUAGUUCACAAUCCAGCAAAAGUCAAAAUCCUGAUGGGAAUCCUAUGCCUGAUACGGGGGAAGCUACAACUGAAUCCCCAUAUGGAGAGAGCUCUUUGGGAGAAAAUAUACCUAGAAUAGAUGAAGGUAAUGUCGAUGACUUCAAAUCUGAAAGGACAUCAGAAUCGAAUCAGGAAGACUUGUUUUCCCCAAGUUCCGCACAGGCCUCUGAAAAUGACGGGUAUGAGGAAUUUCCUGAUGCAGCGGAAUUGUUCAAUAAUGUUUCUCCAUCUUCCACACGGCAAGAAGGCAAGGAAGAGAAGAAAAAAUUACUUAACACAAUGGAGACACAGACCACCUGGAUUUCUUUGGACACUCCAGGUUCUUCGGUGGCAGAGCUUGAAAUGGAAAUUCCAAAACUGUUGAAAUCUCAUUCAUUGGACUCAAAGUCUUGGAAACUGGACUUCUUGACUGAUUCUGAGAAAGGAGGGUCUCAAAAGAAGUUUGCAAGUGAGGAGUCUUUUACUGAGUCUUUUACUGACUUUACUCUGACCGAGACAAGAAGUGAAGAAUCUGAUUAUGAAGAGACUGAUUAUAAUUCACUGGAUUUCUCUGAGAGGACAAGGUGGAAGACUGGAAGGUCGAAGAGUAUAUUAGGGAUUCAAGAGUUGAAGACUGAAAGGAUAAAUGGUUUCCAUCCUGACAUGCACUUCCAAGUGGCAGUGGUCAAAACUUCCAAAGUUGUUCACUGCGAGUUCUGCAAGCAGGAGCGAAUGCCGUUCCCGACGCCCCAGCAGUUGGACACCACCACUCCAGACAAGCUCUUCUGUUGCAACAUGAGUUGGGAACUGUACCAGCAAAUCUUGAGGAAGCGAGAGGAGGAUCCGGACUAUUCUGAACCAGAUUCUGAUGAGGAAGUCUUCCACACCACAUUGGUGGAAAUGGAAGAAGCAGAGAAGAAGAUCAUGGAGAGGAUAAAAAAUACAGAAAUUACGAUGUACAUGACCACCAUGGUGCAUGGAGAUGAAGUCAUCUUCACAACCAUGAAGACCAUCUCAUACAAGUUGUCCUCAGAACAAUGCAGGAAGCAAGGAUGGACGUUGGGAAUUCCCCGAGCCAAGCCCGUAAAAGUGGAAGAUUUCUCGCGAUAUGUUCCCGUUGCAAAGUCCUACAAGGAAGAUGUGAGACCUGAUAAUAUCGUGGAGAAAUACUAUCCAAAUGGCAGGAAGUUUCUCAUCAUGUUCCCGGAUGGAACCUUCACCGUUUUCUAUCCCUCGGGUAAUAUCGCCAUACAGGCCUCUCCUCUCCUCCACGAUCAGCUGGUUUACAUCAUAUUUGAGGACCUGGAUUGGAAUGUAAGAAUGCUGGGUGUCUUCCAGUCAACCGGUCAUGGGACUUGUUACCAUCCCAAUCGACAUAUUUGGAUCAACCUGACCCCUCUCCAUGGAUUAUACUUCACUGAACAGGGAGUCGUCAAGAUGCACUGGCAGUGGCGAGAUUACGCGUACCAUGUCCACGCACCACCGUAUAACUCCAUCAGCCUGAAAUUAAGCCCCUUCAUUAGCAUCCACAUCAUUUCACGAGAUCAGGUUUACGUCACAUUCAAAAGGAUGAAGAGAAGAAUACGAUUCAACGUGGGAGCAAAGCUGGUACCGAGAAACCUUGAACAAUCUCAUGCAGCACAAUCACGCCUGAAAGGAGAAAAAUAUAUCAAAAAAGCAAAAGAGAAAAUCAACAUGCUCCUUAAACAACUAAGAGAGCGUGAAUGAUCGGCAUUUUCAGCACCACUAUCUCACAUUAGAGAGGCGGAAUCUGCAGGUGGGAGCCAAAAUUCAAGCAUCCAUACCUUUAAACUAAAGGGAC
Messenger RNA from Leucoraja erinaceus (little skate), 3818 nucleotides. Its product is annotated as glutamate-rich protein 6-like. The coding region runs from base 1832 to 3724 and encodes 630 amino acids. The record is from RefSeq and is a predicted model, not a curated record. The transcript is spliced from 18 exons. Lineage: Eukaryota; Metazoa; Chordata; Chondrichthyes; Rajiformes; Rajidae.